AUGGAUGAUGCCAAUCCCAAUCCCGUUCCCGAUCCCGUUCCAGUUCCCAAUCCCGAUCCCGUUACCGUUCCCAAAACCGUUCCCGAUGCAAUUCGAGCGGCGGCGGUCCCGCCGCGGGGCAUCCGCGCCUGGCUGCGGAGCGCCUUCCGCUUCGCCACCGACCGCAACGACUUCCGCAGGAACCUGCUGCUGAACCUGGGGCUGUUUGCCGCCGGGGUGUGGGUGGCCCGGAACCUGACCGACAUCGACCUGAUGGCCCCGCAGCCCGUCCCGUAGCCCGGAAGGAGCUGGAGCUGCUGGGAGCAGAGCUCAGAUCCCGCCAGGACUGGAGCUGUGGAGCUGCUCUGACCCCUCUGGAGCUGCCCUGAUCCCUCUGGAUCUGUUCACAUCCCUCUGGAGCUGCCCUGAUCCCUCUGGAUCUGUUCACAUCCCUCUGUAGCUGCUCAGAUCCCCCUGGAGCUGCUCAGACCCCGCUUGGAGCAGAUCUGGUCCCUCUGGAUCUGCUCACAUCCCCCUGGAGCUGCUCUGGUGCCCUGUCCUGCCAGCAGCAGUGACAAGGACAAAAGGUUGAAUGCUGAGAGGAAGAAUUGGUUUCCCAUUCUUUCUUUGACUCAUUCCUUUGGGAAUUGUUUCCUCGAGGAUGUGCAUGGAAUUUCCUCCUGUACCCCCCACCCCCAGAUGUUUAUUAAAUUUUAUGGAAUAACAACACAA
Molecule: messenger RNA, 711 nt
Organism: Passer montanus (Eurasian tree sparrow)
Lineage: Eukaryota; Metazoa; Chordata; Aves; Passeriformes; Passeridae
Gene: TOMM6
Product: translocase of outer mitochondrial membrane 6
Exons: 3
Coding region: 1-276 (91 amino acids)
Cellular component (GO): mitochondrial outer membrane translocase complex
Source: RefSeq, a predicted model, not a curated record